AUGUCGUCGGUGCGUUCCGAGUCAAUAAGGUCUCGGAUGCACAAUCCGUUCCACAAUCCACUGCCGGCCUCAUUAUCCAAGGAGUGCAAGAAAGCCGGCAAAAUUUUGAAUUCGUUCAUCAAUCCGAAGGAAUUUGGCACUCUCGACGGUGGGACAUUUCUGGAUGGCGGAGUUCCCCGGAGCGUUCUCUCCAGGGCAAAGGGCCUUGUGAUCUUCACAUCCCUCAAAGCUGGAUUUCUGGGCUCUGUCCGGUUUGGAUCCGGGCUGAUCGUCGCUCGACUCGCUGACGGCACCUGGUCAGCUCCUUCAGCCAUUGCGACCGGAGGCAUCGGAGUUGGCGGCCAAUUCGGGAUGGAGCUGACUGACUUUGUCUUUGUCGUCAACACCGAGCGAGAAAUGAAGAAGUUCGCCCAGGGCGGUUCUUUGACUCUCAGUGGAAAUAUCAGCAUUGCUUUCGGCCCCAUUGGACGCAGCGGCGAGGCGGGUACCAUGGCUAGCAGUAAAGGUUUCGCGGGCAUGUACGCUUAUUCCAAAACUCGUGGUAUGUACGGCGGGCUCACGCUUGAGGGUGGCGUGCUCGGGGAACGGGCUUCUGCCAACAAAAAGAUGUACGGCCGAAAGGUCACUCCAAAACAACUAUUGGGGGGCGAAGUGCCUCCUCCGCCCGAGGCUGAGCCAUUGAUGUGCGUCCUGAGAUUGGAAGCUUUCACGGCCGAGCCAACACCCGCUGGAGUUGUUCCUGAACUCGUCUCGGGGCAACCACAUGAACAAGCAGCUGAAUUACAUUCUGAGCGGCCAACCGAGCCACCGGAAGGAAUCUUUGAGCUGCCUGCUGAAUAUCCUGUUUCUGAUGUUCCCGAUACCCCUGAUGUUCCGGCGACCCAGCCGGACCCUGGAAAUACCGAGCCGGGCACUGAAAACCAGCAUGAAAUAUCGGAAAAUUCCACGACUAAUCCUAAUGUUGCGUCUCAGGAAUUGGUCACUCCUGGUGAAGCACCGGCAUGGUUAGCUGAUCUCAUAUCCAAAGAAUUUGGUCUUCCAUCGGAGGAGCCUGUGCCGUCCGCAGAGAAGCCUGUGCCGUCCGCAGAGAAGCCGGUGCCGUCCUCAGAAAAGCCUGCCAUGUUCUCGGAGAAGCCUGCCCCGUCUUCGGACAAGCCUGUCCAGUCUUCACAUAACCCAACAGCGUCUACAGCGUCUACUGUGCAGUCUGAGAAGAUCCAUCGUUCCUCUAUUACUCACAAGCCGAUACCGUCAUCUUCGGUUGAGAGUUCCUCUGAACAAACUUCGUGGUUGGAUCUUUAG
Molecule: messenger RNA, 1302 nt
Organism: Penicillium riverlandense
Lineage: Eukaryota; Fungi; Ascomycota; Eurotiomycetes; Eurotiales; Aspergillaceae
Exons: 3
Coding region: 1-1302 (433 amino acids)
Biological process (GO): actin filament bundle assembly; actin cortical patch localization
Cellular component (GO): actin cortical patch
Molecular function (GO): actin filament binding; phosphatidylinositol binding
Source: RefSeq, a predicted model, not a curated record